AUGAUGAUAUCUUUUGUAUCAAUUCUACUUUUAUGUUUAUCGAACAAGACUUUUAAUUUUCAAGAUUGCGAGUUCAGUUAAGUUCACAUGUACUCGACAAAUGUUUAAACCUAUUUUUCUCAAAAGCAAACCCUUAUAUAAAGAAAUUUGAUUUGAUAUUUUUCAUUUAGUUUUUUAUGUAGAAUUAUCCCCUGUUUGCUUGUACCACCGGCUAUAGAACAUUCUGUAUAUAUAUAUUAAAAUACAUAGAAUUCGAUUAGAGUAUAAUAAAGACAAAAUUAUUGGUUAUAUUAUUAAUCACACAUUUUUUAUAUGAAGUAGAACAAAAGUGAAGCUUAUACAUAUGUGCAGUAGAUUAUUCAAAAUGAUUCAUAAUAAAUGUAGAAAAGGAUUUUAUCCGCAUACCGAUAUUCAAAGAUUUAAAGUAGAAGAUAACAAAAUAUCAUGGAAUGUAGAAUAUCCUGAAUAUAAACCAGUUAAACAUACUUCACCUAAUAUAUUAAAUAAACCUUGGGCAGAUCCAGUACUUGAAGAUUCUUGUUUCAAACCAAAAUGGAAUGCAUUAGAUGGAUCAGUUGAUCGACGAAGUUACAUGGGAGAAUAUGUUAUAAGCGAAGAUGGUUAUCCUUUGAAUCCUGUUGGUAGAACAGGUAUAGUUGGAAGAGGCAUUUUAGGUCGUUGGGGACCAAAUCAUGCCGCAGAUCCAAUUGUUACACGAUGGAAAAGAAAUGAUAAAGAUAUGUUGGAAAAAGAUGAAACUACUAACAAACCUAUAUUGCAAUUUGUGGCUAUUUUGAGGAAAGAUUGCAAAGAGUGGGCAAUACCUGGAGGUAUGGUAGAUCCAGGAGAAAAGAUUUCUGCUACGUUGAAGCGAGAGUUUAUGGAAGAAGCUAUGAAUUUAUUAGAAAAUGAUUUUGCCAAGCGUAAAGAAAUGGAAGCAAAUAUGAAUUUAUUUUUUACCAAUGGUACUGAUAUUUUCAAGGGUUAUGUCGACGAUCCUAGAAAUACAGAUAAUGCUUGGAUAGAAACUGUGGCACAAAAUUUUCACGACGGAGAUAAUAAUACUUUCGGACAAUUACCUUUAACGGCUGGAGAUGAUGCUUGUAAUGUUAGAUGGAUGGAUGCGGAUUCUAAGCUAAGUUUGUAUGCCAGUCAUUCAUUAUUUAUACAAAAAACUGUUCAUAUACACGAUGCGCAUUGGUAAUACAAUGAUUACUUCAAAUUUAAUGUGAUAAUAGAAAAUAUUUUGUAUUGUUAAUAAAGGUGCAAUUUUUUUUAA
This is a messenger RNA of Polistes canadensis, 1279 nucleotides long. Its product is annotated as ADP-ribose pyrophosphatase, mitochondrial. The transcript has 2 exons. The record is from RefSeq and is a predicted model, not a curated record. Bases 344 to 1204 code for a protein of 286 amino acids. NCBI's taxonomy places the organism in Eukaryota, Metazoa, Arthropoda, Insecta, Hymenoptera, Vespidae. Gene Ontology annotation, molecular function: ADP-ribose diphosphatase activity.